AUGUCAACUGUGAUAUUUGAAUUGGAUGAUCUUUCUCCUGAAGGCUUCAGACAUGAGAAUGCUUCCAGCUCAGAUUUUACUAUAACCUGUUUGACUGAACUCUCUGAUGAUUCAAGUCAAUUGAAACUUCAGUAUUCCCAUUCUGUCCCUGCUGGCCUGCAAAAAUUGUGCUUAUCUCAUCGUGGUCUUCAGAAGAAUGUGUGGGCCGCUAAAGACAAAUACAACGAAGGUAUGAAUAUAAGCAAGAGUGAGAUAACGAAAGAAACGUCAUUAAAACCGUCUCGGAGAUCUCUGCCUUGCCUUGUCCACAGCUACGCAUACUCAAAGAGUUUAAGCCAAUCUACCUCGCUGUUCCAGUCGAUUGAGAGUGAAUCUCAGCCUCCCACCUCUGUGACCUUAAUCUCUGCCGACAAAGUAGAGCAAGUUAACAGUGAAGAAAAUAAAAAAGACUCUGUACUCACAUGUUCUUUUGCUGACCUCAGCGAUUUUUGCUUGGCCCUAGGAAAAGAUAAGAAUUACAUGGAUGAUUCGGAACAUGCUACUUAUGACAGAUCUCGUCUCAUUGAUGAUAUUAUCAAAGAUAAAUCUGAAUCCAAGAUAAAAUUGUCUAAGAAUGACAUGAAUUACAUAGCAUCCAGUGGACCUCUAUUCAAAGAUGGCAAAAAGCGAGUUGAUUACAUCCUGGUUUAUAGAAAGACAAAUAUACAAUAUGACAAAAGAAACACAUUUGAAAAGAACCUCAGAGCAGAAGGUUUGAUGUUGGAGAAGGAGCCAGCUAUUGCAAGCCCUGAUAUCAUGUUUAUUAAAAUUCACAUUCCAUGGGACACACUGUGCAAGUAUGCAGAGAGGCUGAAUAUCAGGAUGCCCUUCAGGAAAAAAUGCUAUUACACUGACCGGAAGAGCAAAUCAAUGGGCAGGGUACAAAGUUAUUUUAGAAGAAUCAAAAAUUGGGUAUCUGAAAACCCAAUGACCCUUGACAAAUCAGCUUUUCCAGACCUAAAGGAGUCAGACUGCUACACUGGGCCCUUCAGCCGUGCACGGAUUCACCACUUCAGAAUAAACAAUAAGGACACAUUCUUCAGCAAUGCUACUCGAAGCAGGAUAGUCUAUCACAUGCUGGAGCGCACCAAAUAUGAAAAUGGGAUAUCAAAAGUGGGUAUUGGUAAACUUAUAAGCAAUGGCUCGUAUAUAGCAGCGUAUCCUCCACAUGAGGGAGCCUACAAGAGCACACAGCCCAUCAAAACCCAUGGCCCUCAGAAUAACAGACAUCUGUUAUAUGAACGCUGGGCACGCUGGGGAAUGUGGUAUAAGAAUCAGCCUCUGGAUUUAAUCAGGCUCUACUUUGGUGAGAAGAUUGGACUAUACUUUGCUUGGCUGGGAUGGUAUACUGGAAUGCUGAUUCCUGCUGCCAUUGUGGGCCUGUGUGUUUUCUUAUAUGGAUUAUUUAGAAUGAAUGAAAGUCAAGUAAGCCAACAAAUUUGUAAAGCCACUGAAAUCAUCAUGUGCCCUCUGUGUGACAAGAACUGCUCACUGCAAAGACUCAAUGACAGCUGUGUCUAUGCCAAGGUGACAUAUUUGUUUGAUAAUGGAGGGACAGUCUUCUUUGCUAUAUUUAUGGCAAUAUGGGCCACAGUCUUCCUGGAGUUUUGGAAAAGGAGACGAAGUACACUGAUCUACGCUUGGGACCUUAUCGAAUGGGAAGAAGAUGAGGAAACACUUCGUCCCCAGUUUGAAGCAAAGUAUUACAAAAUGGAGACAGUAAAUCCCAUCACAGGAAAACCUGAACCACAUCAGCCUUCUUCAGACAAAAUCACUCGUCUUCUUGUUUCUGUCUCAGGCAUAUUCUUCAUGAUUUCUCUGGUGAUCACUGCAGUGUUUGCAGUAGUGGUGUAUCGCCUUGUUGUCAUGGAACACUUUGCAUCAUUUAAGUGGAAUUUCAUCAAACAGUACUGGCAGUUUGCAACAUCUGGUGCUGCUGUCUGUAUCAAUUUUGUAAUCAUUAUGUUGCUAAAUCUCGCUUAUGAAAAAAUUGCUUACCUCCUGACUAAUUUAGAAUAUCCUCGAACAGAAUCUGAAUGGGAAAACAGCUUUGCCCUGAAGAUGUUCCUCUUCCAGUUUGUCAAUUUAAACAGUUCCAUUUUCUAUAUCGCUUUCUUUUUGGGGAGAUUUGUAGGCCACCCAGGAAAGUACAAUAAACUUUUUGACCGGUGGAGACUGGAGGAAUGUCAUCCUAGUGGCUGUUUGAUAGACCUCUGUCUCCAGAUGAGUGUUAUCAUGUUUUUGAAGCAAAUAUGGAACAACUUUAUGGAACUGGGAUACCCGUUGAUCCAGAACUGGUGGUCACGACAUAAAAUCAAGCGUGGAGUACAAGAUGCUUCCAUACCUCAGUGGGAAAAUGAUUGGAAUCUGCAGCCCAUGAACCUUCAUGGACUGAUGGAUGAAUAUUUAGAAAUGGUUUUACAAUUUGGUUUUACCACCAUCUUUGUUGCGGCUUUUCCUCUGGCCCCUCUUUUGGCUUUAUUAAACAAUAUCAUUGAAAUCAGGCUGGAUGCAUACAAAUUUGUCACCCAGUGGCGGAGGCCUCUGCCAGCCCGAGCAACUGACAUAGGUAUCUGGCUUGGAAUUCUUGAAGGAAUUGGUAUAUUAUCUGUGAUCACCAAUGCGUUUGUAAUUGCUAUUACAUCUGAUUACAUCCCACGUUUUGUCUAUGAAUACAGAUACGGUCCCUGUGCAAAUAAUGCAGAACACAGUGACAAUUGCUUGCAGGGAUAUGUCAACAAUAGCCUAUCCUUCUUUGACCUGAGUGAGCUUGGUGUGGGAAAAUCUGGCUAUUGCAGGUACCGAGACUACAGAACCCCCCCUUGGAGUUCCAAACCCUAUGAGUUCACCUUACAAUACUGGCAUAUCCUUGCUGCUCGAUUGGCCUUCAUUAUUGUGUUUGAGCACCUUGUCUUUGGGAUUAAAUCAUUCAUCGCAUACCUGAUUCCAGAUGUACCAAAGGGCCUGUAUAACCGAAUACGACGGGAGAAGUACCUAGUCCAAGAAAUGAUGUAUGAGGCCGAAUUAGAACAUUUGCAACAAGAACGGAGGAAAAGUGGUCAACCUGUUCAUCAUGAAUGGCCUUAG
Molecule: messenger RNA, 3126 nt
Organism: Cynocephalus volans (Philippine flying lemur)
Lineage: Eukaryota; Metazoa; Chordata; Mammalia; Dermoptera; Cynocephalidae
Gene: ANO3
Product: anoctamin 3
Exons: 28
Coding region: 1-3126 (1041 amino acids)
Biological process (GO): chloride transmembrane transport
Cellular component (GO): plasma membrane
Molecular function (GO): chloride channel activity; protein dimerization activity
Source: RefSeq, a predicted model, not a curated record